GACCGACCCCUUCGAGUCAGUCAGUCCGGCAUUGUCAGCGAGAGCGCCUGUCGUGCCGCAGCCGAGCGAAAUGAUCGCCUCUUUGACCGAGCGCCACCGAAAUUAAUUAAUUCCGCGUUUGCCGCCCGGGCUGCAUCGAUUGCCUUCCGGGGUGAAUAAUAAUAAUGUGACUGCUCCUCGUGUUUCUCUCUCUUUCUCUCUCUCUCGCUCUCUUUCUCUCUCGCCCGGUGAACUGACUGAGUGUGUGCGACUAUUUUUGUUCGCGUUUUAUAUGCGCGCAGCCGGUGCAUGUUCAACGCUCAAGUGGACGUGCUGCCGCCGUCGCGAUCGUCUCCACCCAAAUCCAGUCGCCCUACUCGCUUUUCCUCAUAGACGACAUUUUAAUUGAGCUGCUGAAAAUGGGGAGCUCAGGAAAGAAAAUCCACCCUUCAAACAUUCACAAGAUUCGCGAGUUUGAACUAGAAAAGGUGUCCUUGACGGAGGAUUACGACAUCCUGCAGGUCGUCGGUGAGGGAUGGUUCGCAAAGAUCCUGCUGGCCGAGCACCGCGCCUCCGGCACCGAAAUCGUGCUCAAAGCACUGCCCAAGGUGCUCAACACGUCAGCAGACUUCUUCAGAGAAUUCCACUACAGCAUUCACCUCAGCGUGCACAGGAACAUCAUCAACAGUGUUGAUGUCGCCUUUGAAACGCCCGGCUUUUACGUGUUCGCGCAGGAGCAUGCUCCACUUGGUGAUUUGGCAGCGAAUGUGUCCGAUAACGGUGGCAUCGGCGAGGCGCAGGCCAAAAGAGUUGGUCGCCAACUAGCUUCGGCGCUUGACUUCAUGCACUCCAGGGACUUGGUGCACCGUGACAUAAGACUGGACAACAUUCUCGUCUUCAGGUCUGACUUCGCCAGAGUUAAGAUCUGUGACUUUGGAGAAACCAGAAGAGCAGGUUCGGUGGUGUUGCGGCGGAAGAACAUAGAGUGGCUGCCGUACGCGCCUCCAGAGGUUCUGGUGACGGACGCCGAGUCGGCGUACAAGGCGGAGCCGUGCAACGACGUGUGGCAGUUCGGCGUGGUGCUGUUCGUGUGCCUGACCGGCUGCCUGCCGUGGCAGAAGGCGUCCAAGACGGACGACCCGCGCUUCUCGCGCUACGCGCAGUGGCACCAGAAGGCGUCAGCCAGCGGCCCCACCGGCCUGCUGGCCGCCGCGCUCGUCUCGCCGCGACGCAGGCCGAAGCUGUUCAAGCUGUUGACGUCAAGGGCGCAACGCAUGUUCCGCAAACUGCUCGAGCCCAAGUCCGAGAAGCGGACGCUGCUCACGUGCAACGCCACCCCCGGAGGACUCAGCGGAGAACUCGGCAAGUUCCUCGACGACAGGUGGCUUGUCAAGGUGUCAGAAAACGAGACAUCGACGGACAAGGAGAAGGCGGCGGAGCUGUGCCCUUCCAUGUACAGCUACCACAGCAGUCCCGAGGAGAAGAACAAGCUGCUGGCCACCCUGACUCAGUACGGCGUCGAGACGACGGUGGACCGCGGCGGCAAGAAGGACCGCAUCCGCCAGUGGGUCCAGAGCAGCUCCAUCCAGGAGGACGAAGAGGAGGAGGAGGAGGAGGCCGACGAUUUCGGCACCGAGGACUACCCUGAUGAGGACGAGGACGGCGAACCUUACGAGGGCAGAGAGCGCAGGCAGUCGUCGUCAGGCACGGCGGCCAGCAAGUAACUGUUCGCGAAAAGUGCAUGAGGAAAGGACCUUACAGGGUAGAACCUAAUUUUGACACACCACUCAACCACCCCUGCUGUUCCAGUGAUUUUCUUUAUAUGAUUUUCAGCGUUUUUAGUGAUUGUCAAACCUAUCUCGUGCUGACACAAAGAGUCAGUAAAAUUUUAGAUAAUAGGGAUGCACUGAUUCUGGUAUUCACAUCUCUAACGGAGGACGUUUACAUGUGAUGAGAUAUAGUCGCGUGUUGAAAGCUCAAGUGUUUUACGCGUACUUUAGUUUUUCAUGUGGGUAAAAAUAUCUUGAGCCAGAUGCCAGAUAAAUACACCUUUGUACAUUUGAUCUGAUUUUUUAAUUAAUAAAAAGAAUUUAAAAAUUCUUA
This is a messenger RNA of Cloeon dipterum, 2082 nucleotides long. Its product is annotated as serine/threonine-protein kinase meng-po-like. Lineage: Eukaryota; Metazoa; Arthropoda; Insecta; Ephemeroptera; Baetidae. Bases 399 to 1703 code for a protein of 434 amino acids. The record is from RefSeq and is a predicted model, not a curated record. Gene Ontology annotation, molecular function: protein serine/threonine kinase activity; protein tyrosine kinase activity; ATP binding. The transcript is spliced from 6 exons. Gene Ontology annotation, biological process: peptidyl-serine phosphorylation; peptidyl-threonine phosphorylation.